ACAAGAAUGGCGGCUCUUUUGGAAUGUGUUCUGUCGCGGAAAGUGGACAUUACCAAGGUCGUAGGCUGGUUGAAGAAUGUUGAGGAGAGCGACAGUGACUCGGAGUUCCCUGUGCACAGACGUGAAUUUGUUCCUUUCCUUUUAAAUUUUCUGAGGGAGCAGAGCAGUCACGCGCUUCCACACGGGCCUGCCACCCCAGCUAAGACCCCCAGUCAUCCCAGACCCGCUGCUCGGGGUCCAGGUGGUUUCUCGGCGAAGAUGACGUGCAGACCUGCAGGCAGUGCCAGCCGUGUGCAGCUGUUUUCUCCUGCCUCGUCUCCGUCACCUGCAAAUGAGUUGGAUGCUGCUGGUCGCUCAGGUCUGAGCGGGGUGGGUGCCUUCAGCAGCCCCUCCUUCUCUACGGCGUGGAGUCCUGCCUCCAGGCCGUCGGGCUCUGACCGCCGACACAGCCACAAGGUCUAUCUUGGAGACUACAUGGUAUCUCCUCCAGAUGUGCAGCACAGCCCCACUUUCCAGUCGCACAAGGGGCGCAAGAAGAGUGGCGGCAGCUCAGCCGUGGGGGGACAAAUCCGACGUGGAGGAGGACGUGGAGACUCUAGCAGUGAGGAUACUGGGCGAUGGGAUUCUGGAGGGAAGAGGUCAGGCAGAGGAGGAGGGUAUAACAGGACAAGUGAGCAGCUUUCCCCUCCAUCUUUAGGUCAGCUCAAUUUCAGCAACAUGGAGGACUUUCCUCCUGUUGGAUCCUCACCUGUUUCCUCUGCGAUAUCCAAGCCAUCAAGAAGAAUAAACCCAACACCGGUCAGUGGGGAUCGGCCACACUCCAAACCAAAGACAUGUUUCACGUCCACCCCGUUCCACAAGACUUCAAGCCCUGCGUCAAGAGCAGAGACACCGGAUGGACUGGUGACUGCAGGGAGUCACAUGAGCCUUAAAGAAGAAAGGGAAUUACUUAAAAAAGAGAAAACAAAGCGAGCCCAGAACGUCACCUCUCCUUUGCCGUCUGCUUUGGAUCCCUGCACCCCCACCAAAACAGGAGGCAGAACAGGCUCUAACGUUGCACCAGACAUGCAAACAACUUCUCCUGAACUAUCCAAAGUCACAUUCUUGUCAGAACUGGAGCUUUUAGUGGAAGUGUACAGUACGUGCAUUUCUGAAAACUUGGUGCCAAAUAUUUUUUUGGAGCUUUUCUUUGUGAUGCAGUUGCUGACUUCUCGGUCGUCUCAUGCACACUGUGAUGAAGAGGAGGGAGGGUUGUGUGGAGUCAGUUCAGAUGUUCUAGAAAGAUGUUACCUGAGACAAACACACAACUGUGUCUUUUUUGCAGUGAAGGUUCUGGAGAAUCAGUUUCACUGUCAGCUGAGUCAGCACCUCCAAGACCGUCUGUGUCAACAACUCCUCCAGCUGGAAGAGGUUUCCAUACUCGGCCCUUCUGCUUCCAUCGGGGAUGGAGGGGAGGAGGAGGAAGAUGGAGACAUGGAGCAGCAGGAUGAGAAGCAGCGGUUUUCCUCAGUGCUGCUCCUGGCUCGUCUUCUAGCAAAGUUCCUGGGAUUCAUUUCCUUUUUCCCUUACCAAACCACUGAGAGACCAUCCAGAGAGAUCCACGAGACGUGUUUAGCUCUGCGCAGCAAGAGAGCUCAGGUUCUUGAUGUGUGCGCUGUGCUGAGUAACAGUGUGAGGAGGAAGCGGACCAUCUUGACCGUGCCCUGGUUGGUGGAGUUCCUCUCCAUGUUGGACUUCAUUGGCCCUCUGCUUCUCUGCUACAGGAACGCUUUGGGUGCGCUGCUACUGCUGUACAGAUUGCUGGCAUCGCUAACUGUAGCGGCCUGGGCCGCUGCCUCUGACACAGGAGAUGACUCGGCACAGGUCGAGGAGCAGGCCGCAGCUGGCUGCCUGUAUAAAGUCCUUGAAGAACUCUUGGUGACCAGGAAAAGAAGGAGGAGGACAUGGUCCAACAACUCCUUGAGGCUGAACGAGACGUUCUUCCAGACGCUUGAGACGACCCAGGCAAUCAGCUCCCAGCAUGCCGAGCAGGUCAGCAUCAGCCAUGAGUUUCGUAAGCUCCUCGCUGCUUUUGUGUCUGGCAGCACAGCCAGGAGUGGAGGAAUUAUCCGCAAGAUUACGCCCACUUCUGCUGAGCUCAAGGGCACGCCGGCUGCAAACAGACUGCAGCAGAAACUGCAGGUGGAUCUGGAGCAAGCCUUCUUUCACAAUCAGCCUCCAUCGUUGCGCCGCACGGUGGAGUUUGUGGCCGAGAGGGUUGGAUCCAACGCUGUCAAACACAUGAAAGCUACGUUGGUGCAAGAGUUGGUAGACCAAGGAGAGAAGAUGCUCAGAGAUGGACUGGAGUUUCCAAACUCAAAUUCUUCAAAGUUGAACGAGUCCAUCUGUGCUCAGCUGUGUGACGCUGGUCUGGAGGCCUUGGUCAAAGCCACUAGGUACUGCAAUGAGAAGAGUCCUGAAGCCAUACGUGUACUGCUCGCUGAUGAGACCACAUCGAUGGUCUUGACAACGUCUGAAAACAUCACCAAACGUCUUGCUGCUGAAAAAGCGUGCAGCUGGCUUUCUGCCAACAUUGCAGCUCUGGUAAGACGAGAGUGGAAGAGCCGGUACGAUCGUGUGAUGAAGGUUACUGGGAGCCCUGGAGCUGCAGACCCUGUGGACGGUGAUGUGGCUGAACUGGUGAAUCCUGACGAGUCAACAACUCCCAAGAAAAAACAAGGAAAUGAACGAGUGCUGGACUGUCCUGCUCUCUGUCAGCACCGUUGUUCACGACCCUCAGACAUCCUCAUUGAGAUUAAGGAGUUGCUGAGCAUCGCUGUGGGCCCCAGGACCGACGAGGAGCUGCCGACUGCCCCCCAGCUCAAGAGUCUGCUACAGAGAGCCCGAGACACGCUGGCGUGCAAAAAGGUACACAGCUGUACUGCCCAAACAUCUGUCUGUGAUGCAUUGCUCAAACAUCUGUCUGUGAUGUACUGCUCAAACAUCUUGUCUGGAGAGCUGCCGGUGCGAUCCUUGUGUUGUGGCGAACACGCCGGGGUUCUUGUCCGUCCCAGCUCCGGGUCAGAACCUGCCAUGUGUGAACUGCUGGAGCAGCUCGCCGAGCUGUGGGGGAGAAGCUGUUGUUUGUCCGCCCCCCUCCAUCAGCUCUUCAGCCCUCUCACCAUCACUGCUGUGCUGAAGGCGAGCAACACGGAGAAGACAAACUACUUGUUCCUGGUCCGAAGGCUGGUGGACGAAGGUCUUCUGAGUGAGGACGACGUCCUGUCUCAGUGGAAGAAACUAACGCACCUGGCGUUGCCAGCGCUGAUCCAGAGCUUCCAGCUGCGCUCAAACAGCAUGAAAGUCCACUCGCCUCCUGCCGACAUGCUGAGGUGCUUGGACACGCUGUAGGUCUGACUUCUGACAGCAGAGGGCGCCACACGACCACCGAGCAACCCUCCAACAUCCUGUUUGCUCUGCGCAGUGUCUCAUUGAGGAGGCACCUCCUUUUCUACGGUGCACCCAAACUUGGAUCCAUCCAGUACGUUUACCUGCAACACGGUUUCAGAUCAGCUUGUUGACGUCUUCAUCUCCGCUCAUCAUCUGAAGUGAAGAACUGAAAGCCCUGGACCACCUCGUCUCUCACCUGACGGGAAGGGUUCUCUGUGAACGAGCAGAUUGUGUGUUUUAAGAGUUUACACUAAAACAUCAACCUCAUGGAGACGAGUGACACAAAUGAUUGUCUGUUAUACUUUCA
Molecule: messenger RNA, 3736 nt
Organism: Nematolebias whitei (Rio pearlfish)
Lineage: Eukaryota; Metazoa; Chordata; Actinopteri; Cyprinodontiformes; Rivulidae
Gene: cdan1
Product: codanin 1
Exons: 21
Coding region: 7-3390 (1127 amino acids)
Biological process (GO): chromatin organization
Cellular component (GO): nucleus
Source: RefSeq, a predicted model, not a curated record